GAAAGUAAUCUAUUUAUGUUUCAAUACUUUUGAUGAUUUUAGUUAUGCUAAUAACACCAUUUUUUGCACGACAAAUCGAUGACCUAACUUGCCCUGAAGUUCUUUUGGCAUUGUUACCAUGUCUUCCAUUUUUGCAAGGAAUUGGUCCUCCCACACCGCCGAAUAAUUGUUGUAUUGGUUUAAAUAAUUUGAAUCAAAGGGCCAACACCAUCCAGAUUCGAAAAGAUGUUUGCAAUUGUCUCAAACCUGCUGCAUCAAGAUUUAAAGUUAACCCUGAUAAAUCAAAACAACUGCCUAAGCUUUGUAACAUUGCUCUUUCUGUUCCUUUUGAUCCUAGUGUUGAUUGCAACACGGUUCAAUGAUGCUAUAACAUGGGGAAUGUUGAUUGUAAAAGAAUC
This is a messenger RNA of Lathyrus oleraceus (garden pea), 398 nucleotides long. Its product is annotated as non-specific lipid-transfer protein. The transcript is spliced from 2 exons. Gene Ontology annotation, molecular function: lipid binding. The record is from RefSeq and is a predicted model, not a curated record. Bases 33 to 362 code for a protein of 109 amino acids. NCBI's taxonomy places the organism in Eukaryota, Viridiplantae, Streptophyta, Magnoliopsida, Fabales, Fabaceae. Gene Ontology annotation, biological process: lipid transport.